Molecule: messenger RNA, 2016 nt
Organism: Rhineura floridana
Lineage: Eukaryota; Metazoa; Chordata; Lepidosauria; Squamata; Rhineuridae
Gene: PKIA
Product: cAMP-dependent protein kinase inhibitor alpha
Exons: 4
Coding region: 413-643 (76 amino acids)
Biological process (GO): negative regulation of cAMP-dependent protein kinase activity
Cellular component (GO): nucleus; cytoplasm
Molecular function (GO): cAMP-dependent protein kinase inhibitor activity
Source: RefSeq, a predicted model, not a curated record
UUCAUGCAGCCGGAGUACUGUGAAUUUGGGAUCAGCAGCUGCAGCUGGAUGCUGGGGGUUGGAAUAAUAGCGGGAAGUACGCCCCGGCGUUUGUCCAGUGCAUCCCCGGCGUCGUCUUUUAAAAAGACCUCCCUUUGAAGAAGAAAAAGCAAGCAAGCUCUCAACAGCCCACGGGGGGGGGCGGCUGCUGAGGGGGACGGCGAGUCUCUCAUAAGCAAAGGCGGCGUCGCCGCAGUAGAGAGUGUGCGAGCGAGUGGGAGAAACAUGCGUUGUUGAAUCGGCCGUCGGGAAGAAACAACACAGAACUGAGUGCUAAACUUCCACUAGAUUUCCAGAGUUGGAUUUUACAUUGUGUGAAAGAUCACAAGAAACAUAAAAGUAACAGGUAUUGCUAUGUGGAUACUUGUUAGCAAUGACUGAUGUGGAAUCUACAUAUGCAGAUUUCAUUGCUUCUGGAAGAACCGGGAGAAGAAAUGCCCUUCACGAUAUCCUUGUGUCUUCUACAAGUGGGAAUUCUAGUGAACUAUCCUUGAAGUUAUCAGAACUUGAUAUAAACAAAACUGAAGGGGAAGGAGAUGCACAGAGAAAUCCCACCGAACAAACUGGGGAAGCCCAGGGGGAAACAGCAAAGCAAGAAAGCUGACACCACAUUUUGAUCGACAUCAGAAACUGUGGGAUGUUUUCCAAUUGCAAGAACCUGUUGGGAAAAAUGUGUCUCUUGUGAGCAAGCUGAUUGAACAACAACAAAAAAUGGAUGUGUCUCAUUACUGGAAUCUGCACAAUCCAAUGCUAAAAAGGGCAAAGGAGGUUGCAGCAGCAGACAGAACUUUCUCUACCUCUGUUAGCAAUGGUUGAGACUUGGUUGCUGAUUUCGAGACUCUCUCGAUAUGGAUCUCCUCACAAAUGACCACUUGAUGAAAUGCUCGUAGGAAGUAGAACAAACUAGAUCAUGUAACAAAUGGCCUUCAACCCACCAGAGGCUUGAAUUGCAUUGUAUGACAAUGGCUUCAGUGAUCUUCAGAGGUUGUCUGACUAGAGUGUUCACCUAUUAAAAUCACCUGUAAAGGAAGCACUGGUUUUUUUUUUAAGAACUCUGCUUCUGUGUUUUCAGCUCUAUUACUUACAACGUUUUAUAUUGUACAGUUUAGAUGCUCCACACUGCCCCUUCUCAAAAUGCUUCUGAAGGCAACUUCUGUGACUGUGAAUUUUUUACCACUUGUUUUGAAAGGGCUAGGGUUUUGUUUUUGCAUAGUGUGCUGGUGUGUGCACAUGAUAAAUUAUACAGUCAGCUAUUAAUUGAAUGAAAUUGCAUUCUUUCAUUCACAAGAACAAUGUACAAUGUAAUUAACAUAAUCUGGUGUCUUGUGUUUUCUCAGUAUAAUUCUGUCACUUUGCUUGUAGCUGGUUGGAAAUCCAAGUUUUAAACAGGAUCUUUUCUUUAAUCUCAUCCUUUAACAAAGUUUUUUUUCACUUAAAAAUUAAUGUUAUUAGUACUGAAGUUUUAAGACCAAACUUAUCAGUACAACUUAAAAAGGAGAAAUGUUAUGUUGGAAGCAGAUGAGAUGUAGAGAAGCCCCAGAAAUAUGUUAAUACCUAUGUUCUGAAAUGAUACAUAAAUUUAUUACAGUGUUUAGAACGGGAGUCUCACAUCUCAGUAGCUGAGAGUGGAGUUAAACAUGAGUAUUCCCGUGGCAACCAAUCACAACAAGUUUCCCGCCGAAAUAUGUUUGUUUUCUUUAUUAAAAAAAAGUGAUGUCCUGUUUCUUUUUGUUCCAGAUGUUAUGCACUUUUAAAAUGUUUGUAAACUUUACUACAGGAAUAGUGUAACUUUGCUUUCCAGUAAAUUUGAACGUUGAUUAAUGAAACAUCCUUUACUGUUGUGGCCAUGGCUGUUUCUACAAUAUAAACGUAUUGUGGUUAGUUGUCACUUAGAAUUUUUUUUGUGUGUGAGAGAUGUGUAAAUUCUAAUCAGUAUUGAGCUCAGUAAUUAGUGUUGAAUAAAUAACAAACCCAGCA